AAAAGAAAAACAGCCAAAAUGACUAGUAGUCACCUCUCUGACAUCAAAACAUAAAAGUACUAUAAUUAGCCAUUGCAAGAAAAGAAGAAGAAAAUGAAGAAGGAAACAGGCUGUAGCGCUAACCUAUUAAUGCAAUGAAAUCAAACACACGAUGAACACAACAUUUUGUUAAGGGAAAGGCCGGCCAAAACCUUUGGUGAUCUCAGAGGAUCACGUUUACCUCUGGAUCCCAAAAGAUGGCCGAGCCCCCUACGAGUGACGAACCAAAUAUAACCUAUUCUCUCAGCACGUCCCGGUACGGUAAUAUAGUAUGUUAUAACCAAACGAAUGAGGCCCUAGUCGGAGAUUAUAGUGGAUGGCAGAGCGCAAAGUCGAUUGAAACGGCACUUCCUUUCUUUGUAAUGCAACUACUCAUCUCUAAUUUGAGCUACGGCUUAAUGUAUUCUCUGACUCGGCCGCUACAUCUUCCUCCUUUCGUCGCUCAAAUCCUUUGCGGAUUACUGUUCAGCCCGACUGUGCUCGGUAGAAACAGUAUUGUCCUCGAAAAAUUAUUUCCUUAUAGAUACACAAUGUUUAUGGAGACAUUCGCAAACUUAGCUCUCGUCUACAACAUGUUCCUCCUCGGUGUCGGUAUGGACUUGAGGAUGAUAAGAAUCAAGCAAGUCAAGCCAAUGGUCAUAGCCAUCGUUGGCGUUGUUGUGGCUUUAUUGGCCGGUUCUGGCUUGUAUUACUUUCCCGGUAAUGGAGACCCCGACACGAUCCUCGCAGGUUGUCUCUACUGGUCGGUUGCGUUGAGUUGUACAAAUUUCCCUGACCUUGCGAGGAUUCUUGCGGAUCUCAAGCUCUUGCGUUCUGAUAUGGGACACACGGCCAUGAGUGCAUCCAUGAUUACGGAUUUGUGUACUUGGGUUCUCCUCGUUCUCGGAAACGCAUGUUUUAACAAACAAGGUGUUUGGAACGAUCUGAUGCCAUGCGCGUUAGUAUCAACCAUCGCUUUUGUCUUCUUCUGCAUCUACGUGAUCCAUCCUGGAAUCGUUUGGGCCUUCGCCAACACGGUCAAAGGAGGCCACGUUGGAGAAAAUCACGUUUGGUUCACCCUCGUAGGUGUCGUUUUCUGCGCCUUAAUCACCGACGCGUUUGGGGUCAACUCGAUAACUGGAGCUUUCCUGUUCGGUCUCUCGAUCCCUCACGACCACAUCAUUCGAAACAUGAUCGAAGAGAAGCUCCACGAUUUCCUCUCGGGCUUUCUAAUGCCUCUUUUCUACGUCAUUUGCGGGUUUAGAGUCGAUCUUGACUACUUGCUACAGAACACGACCGUUGGAGUGUUGGUGUUUGUGAUUUCUUCGUGCUUUAUGGUGAAGAUUUUGUCUACCGUUAUUUGCUCCCUCUUCUUGCGCAUGCCCUUGCGUGAUGGUUUUGCUGUUGGUGCCCUUAUGAACACCAAAGGAACUAUGGCUUUAGUCGUACUCAAUGCAGGACGUGACAGCAAGGCGUUGGACGUAAUAUUGUACACUCAUAUGACGUUUGCGUUCCUGGUGAUGUCAAUAGUGGUGCAGCCACUUUUAACCUUUACUUACACACCAAAUAAGAAAUUGACUUUCUAUAAAUACCGAACCGUUCAAAAACUCAAAGGAGAAGAAGAGUUUCGUGUCUUAACCUGUGUCCAUGUCCUCGGUAACGUUCCCGGCAUAACCAAUCUACUACAUAUUUCUAACCCGACCAAGAAAUCUCCUCUCAACAUCUAUGCAAUACACUUAGUUGAGCUAACCGGUCGCACCGAGGCUUCCUUACUCAUAAUGCACGACGAGUCCAAACCUAAAGUUAACUUUUCGGACCGAGUCAGAGCGGAAUCAGAACAGAUCGCUGAGUUAUUCGAAGGCAUGGAAGUGAACAGCGACGCAGUGUCGGUUCAGACACUCACCGCGGUUUCACCAUACGCGACGAUGCAUGAGGAUAUUUGUACUUUGGCCCAGGAUAAACAAGUCAGCCUCAUCUUAUUACCUUACCAUAAGAAUUUGACGCCGGACGGUCGGUUAGGCGAAGGAAACUAUGGGCACGAGGGAGUCAACCAAAACGUUUUGAGAAACGCGCCUUGUUCGGUCGGGGUAUUGGUCGACCGUGGCAUGACGACUGUUCGGUCUGAAGCUUCCUCGUUCAAUGCCGAGACCACAAAGAAAGAAAUUGCAAUGUUAUUCAUUGGAGGCCGGGACGAUAGAGAGGCUUUGGCUUAUGCUUGGAGGAUGGUGGGACAAGAAAUGGUUAAACUCACGGUUGUGAGAUUUGUCCCGGGCAGAGAUGCUUUAGUCUCGGCCGGAAAAUUAAGCGUUGAGUAUGCAAAGGAGGCACAAGUGGACGAAGAGUGCAUUUACGAGUUUAACUUCAAGACUAUGAAUGAUUCUUCGGUCACUUGUAUAGAGAAAGUGGUUAACGAUGGUCAAGAAGUGAUCGAAGCGAUUAGAGAAAUGGAAGACAACCAUUCUUACGAUCUUUACAUUGUGGGAAGAGGGUACAAAGUAGAAACACCUGUAACUGCUGGUUUGACAGAUUGGAGUAGUAAUUCGGACUUGGGUACUAUAGGCGAUACAUUAGCUUCAUUAAACUUCACAUUGCAUGCUUCGGUUCUUGUGAUUCAACAAUACUCAGCCACCAAUAGACGAACCUCAGAAAACCAUCAAGAACACGUUAAAGGUGGAGCGAAAACCGCUAAUGAAGCGAAAAUGAAUUCUCAUGAGGAAGAGGAUGAUGGAGAUGAACAGUAUCAAAUGGGAAUGCGCAAAUGACAAGAGUUUUUUUUUUCAUUUUUUUUUUCAUAUGAUACGAUCAGGUUUUAACCCUAUACAACUAUUGUAAGCGUACGAAAUAGUAUUUUAUGGAUUGAAUACUCAUAGACCAAUGUCACACUAUAAUUCUUGGAAAGUAUAGUUGAAGUAAAAUGAAUGUGGUUUUUUUUGUUGUUUUGAAAGUAAGAAAGUAAGAAAGCAAAUGACAGAAUGUAAAUGUGAUGUGAACUUAUGAAUUGGAAUUUUUAGGUCUAGGCAAUUCUUAGAAAACAGAAAUAACGAAAAUAAUUGCUAGACAAAGAAUACAAUAAACAUCGUUAUCGAACUCAAAUUUCUUAACUAGGUUAUCAUUUUACCAAUACGAAGACUAUAGCUCCAUCUGAAUUUGACAAUGUAAACAUGCAUUUAAAAGUUAGCUUGAUAGGUUUACAAAACACUUUAACGUCAACUCUCGCUACCUAAAAUGCUUUGAAUUCUUUUCUUACAUUUGCUCACACACUUUAGAACAUUAAACAGCCUAAAAUUAUUAACUAGAUGAUUAGUGAAGAUCAAUCAUCAAAACUAAUUCAGACGAAGAAAACGACAUAUUAUUAUUUUAACUUAUUAAUAUCAACAAUCCAUAACUUUUCUUACAAUCCUAAACUUAAUUAACUGUAGAUCUACUCACAUAUGAAAACAUAAUCACUUUAGAAUUUUUUUUUUGUCAGCAACAUACACAUAACUAAGAUUCUGCGAACCAAAUUGGUAAAUUCUGGAUCCAUAUGAGCUAUAAUAAACAGUUGUUUCCUCAUACUGCAUGCAAUAUUGUUCGUCUUUGUAUUAUGCGUCUGGGGUACAUAAAUGAGCUCUGACUGGUUAAAGCUUCCUUUAAGAAUCUUGAUAUAUUUCAAGUAACUUGGUAGUUGUAUAUAAGUUUAGCAUGUACACAGAGUGAUGGUUGUAUACAAGAGAUAAGCAUCUACGUUACACCAAAAUAAAUCACAAUAACAUCUACUAAUGUACAUGAUACUCUUCGUCUCCCUCGCAUGUCCUGGAUUCACUCUCAGCAUCCAAACAAUCACGAACUGACAAAAGCUCCCUGAAAAUGAUGGGUUUUCAUCAAGAGAAAUUUUUUUUCCAAAAGGCUAAUUUUUCAGAAACUCGAUCUCUUCAGACUCAAGCGCAUCGAGAAUGGUUUUGAUCCUCUUGGGUUUGUGGUAAGGUUUGCGCGUUUGCCAGACACCUAAUGAUAUCCUCCAUCUAAGAUCACAAGGCAGAGCAAAAGGGAGUGAUUUAACAAAGAAGCGGGAGAUUAGGAAAUAAUAAUACAAAAAAAUUAAGAAUAAGAUAAUGAGAUGUUACGGAUAGAAGGAGAUUAUGCAGAAAAUUUGAAUUGCUAUCAACUCAGUCUCUUGUCCACACGUUUAGCUUAGGCUCACUAGUCGAGUCUAUAGAGUACUGAGUCAUCCUUUAAGCAUGUUCACUUAGGCAAAAGAAUCUGAAACUUAGAUUUUCCCCAAGAUACAUGAUUUAGAAUAGGUUAUGGGGUUGGCUGCCUAUUCCCCCCUCUAAACACACUUACCCUACUUAUUCCCCUCCAAACUAUCAAGUUCUUUAUAAUCCCACCUGAUCAUAUACUUUCUCUUUAAAUUUCCCCCUUAACUUUUUUAAUCCCCCUCUCUAAUUUAAUUCCCAAAUCGUGACUAAUGAAACAAAAUCGCGUUUAAGAAAUUGUGAUUGCCCAAUCCAAAAUAACCCGACCCGACAUUUAAAAUAAAACCCGACCCAGAUUUUAUAACAUUAUCUAUCCCAAAUCGAAUUGGAGUUUAGGGUUUCUUCUAUUUUCUUCCCGACACAGAAACAACUAGAGAGAGUAAAAAAAGAGAGAGAGAGAGAGAGAGAAACGACGGGGAACAGAGAAGAGAAAGAGAGAGAGAGAAAUGAAGAAGAUGACUGAGAAAGAGAGAGACAGUGAGGAACACGAAGAUGCAGAGGAGAGAGAGAGAGAGAUGGAGGAACGAUGAAGAGGCUGUGGUUGUUAGGUGUUUAUUUUCUCUGUGUUUGAUGAGUGAUUUAUAAUGCUAAUGCAUGGUGAUAACGUCAGGGAAAUUCUUCUCAUGGGCAGCAGGAUGAAGUAAGACUUACUCAGCCUACACAUAGUCAAAGCUACUCUGUCCGUGGCGUUUUCUGUUUCGGUCUGGGUUUCAAUCGAGUCUGUGUUUUCUGUUUCUGUUUAUAUAAGACUUGGUUCUGUUUGUUCAUCAGCAGUAGGAUGGUUAUGUCUGAUUUGUUUCUGUUUCAGACUCAUUUAAGAAAUGUUUAAUGGUGUCUACUGCUAGUUUUCAGACU
Molecule: messenger RNA, 5108 nt
Organism: Brassica napus (rape)
Lineage: Eukaryota; Viridiplantae; Streptophyta; Magnoliopsida; Brassicales; Brassicaceae
Product: cation/H(+) antiporter 21-like
Exons: 3
Coding region: 237-2780 (847 amino acids)
Biological process (GO): regulation of pH; proton transmembrane transport
Cellular component (GO): endomembrane system; membrane
Molecular function (GO): antiporter activity
Source: RefSeq, a predicted model, not a curated record